ACUUAAUCACUGGGUUUUAGUCUUCUUUUUCUUAGGCUUAUGUAUGAAUUGUAUGAUAUGAUCUAUACAUAGAUAUAAUAGAUCUAGAUUUAGAUCUAAAUCUAAAAUUUAUAAAUUAGAUCUAUAUUAAUAUAGACUUAUCUAAUUAAAUCUAGAUCUAUAUAUUUUUAGAAUCUAGAUAAUUUAUCUAGUCUAGAGAGAGAGAGAGAUAACUGACUAUGGAAUUACCUAUCACUCGAGUUUGUAUUGUGAGUGAUCCAAGUAAAUGUCCAGCUAAUCACACUGUGAUUACUAGAACAUAUGAAAGCUCAGAGGAUGCAGAUUUAUGGAGAGAGAAAGGAUUUUUUGGUAAAAGGUCAAUGCGUUAUUUGUGUAUUGAAAGACAGGCACCAUCACCAACUCAAGAUGUUUUGGUGGAUGUAGCAACAAUCAAUGAAAAAGACAGUGUUCCAGCAGGGUUUACUGUUCUAGAAUUCACUGUUGAUACAAAAGAGAAAGCGUCCCAGAAGAAAUUAAUUUGUGUUCGAUGGAUGGCACCUUCAUUAACCAAGGAUGCCAUCACUGACCUCAUUUUUCUCAACAGAAAUCAAAGAAAACCUCCCCAAGGCUACACUGCUGUUGGUGACAUCAAUGGCAUGUACUUGUGUUACAAAAUGGGUUCCCUGCCACAGAGUAAUUUCCAGAUGACAUCAGCACCACCUCUGUACAGCCUCCCUCAGCCAACAACUUCUACUCUGCCUUAUGCUAUCAGUCCUGCUGUCGGUGUUAAGCCAGCGAUGACAAGUCCAGGUACAUUGUCGAGAACUGGUCCACCCGAACAAUCCUCAAAUAGUCUAGCUACCAGUCAUAUCAAUCCUAUAUCAGGUAUAGAGUGGAAGAUGAACCAGAAGUAUAAACUGAUUCUAGAAUUUCAGCAGGUGACAAUCCCUGAUUUAAAACUUAAAAGUUACAAAGAUCUUGAUGAACAGUAUCCCUAUGACUUUAAUGUUGAAUACUCAGUGGCUAAACAUCAACACCAAGACUUCCCUCCCUUACACAAACUGCAAACGUAAAAAUACCAAGACAGCACAAGGUUUUAUAGGCACAGAUCAAAAGGUCAACAUUGACAUCAUGUGAUACACACAUUUUUUGUUCUUUUCAGCUUUAAUUUUAUUCCUAGCAAUACUCUGGUAUUUGUUUUUGUAUUUUUUCUUGGUAUUCUCAAAGCACUUUUUAGUUUUAGAAAUUAUUUUGGAAUUAAAGUGAAAAUAUUUGAAAUGCAAAUGAUAUAAUAAUACCCCCCCCCCCUCCCCCAAAUUGAUUUGAUUAGAAUACACAUUGAUAAACUAAACUCAUUCUUUACAUUUUUAAUGAGUUCAUGUUUAAUUUUUUUUAAUUAAUCAAAUAUUUUAUAAAUGAUUUACAGAGUGCCAUUUUUAUUUAGUUGACUAAGUUUAUGUACAAAUGUCUCAUACCAAGCCAUUGCCCAAACACAUACACACACAUAAGGCUAUUUAUUAUCUUCCUUUUUUUUUAAUUUUAAAUAUGAAAUACAUUAGCAAUUUAUUUUCAGGCAUUUUUUAAUUCAAUUCAUUUAAAACUUGAGGAAAAGUAAUUAUUUGUAAUUACCUAAAAAAACAACAACAUCUAAAUAGGCUAAAAUGUAAAUCAAACUGUUUCAAACCAAUGUGCAGCCCUAGCGUAGGUUGUUGCUUAGGCAGUUUGGUUAAGCCAGUGUUUUCAAUUUGUUUCCCCACAGCUCUGUUUUAACCCUAGCCUGGAAUCAUUGUACUGUCCACACACUAUACUUGUGUAAUGUACUCUUGAAAUAUAAAGUAACUUUUGCUACAUUUUCACUGCAGCUAAAUUUGUAAUAUAAUUUAAACAUUUAUUUUACAUUAUUUUUUAAUUCACUUUUGUCAUUAAACCCUUUAUAAUUAUUGACAUUCAAUCAUUAACUGAAAUGUGUCUGUACAAGUUUGACAGAGUAAUCAUUUUGAUAUUUUACAUUCAAUUUGUUUUCAGUUUGUAUCUGUGUAGAUCAUCAGAUUGUUGGUUGCUUUGUUUUGUUUUUUGUAAAUCAUUUGACUUAAUAUAAACAUUGAGUUUAGAGUGUAUUUGAAGGACACAGUUGGUGGGGGUGGGCGGGUGGAGAGGAGUUUCAGGAUAGGGUUAAUUUGAAAUUAUCAUGAACUAUUCAACAUUAAAUUUUGGUGUUUAACAAAUAGUUCAGUGACUUAAGAGCUGAAUCAGUUCACAUGAAUGACUAUAGAAUCUGUUGUCCCAUCCCCCUAGACAAAAUUAUUCCUUGUUAAAGUUCAAUACUCCCCUGCCCCCAGCAUAGUCAAUACAGGAAAAAAUGUUAAACACCAAGGUUCUGCCCUGUAACCCUUAGGUGGAGCUAACCACUGCCCCAGAUCCCUUGGUUGGCUGGGGAGGAGUAUCUUUUAUCAUUCAAAUAACAAUGUGCCCCCCACUUUCAUAGAAAAAUUCUAGGUGUAUAAAUUAUUAAAUUAAACCAUUUUAUAUCUUAUAACAGAUUUCCCUCAGCCUCCUGAUUUACCAGGAGCUCCUGGAAAUCUCCUGAAAUUGCAAAAUAUACAAAAAGGUCCUUGAAAUAUUCGGAAAUUAUUUAAAUCUUUUGAAAACUCAUACAAAUCUUGUGAAAUAUAUGGACUAAAAUUGUCAUUUUGGGUGUCCAUGUCAUUCAAAAUGGAAAACGCCAAUCCUACGCGCAAUAAAUAAAAACGGCAUUAUGCAAUACCGUAAUUGUGGAAUGUAGUGAAAGAAGCUUCUUGCACCUCAAACAAAUGAAGAAUUACUUGAGGUCAACAAUUCUCAAAGAUAGAUUCAAACAUUUGGUAAUUCUUGCUAUUGAGCGUGAUCUAUGUAGGAAAAAGAAUUCUUAUGAUAUACUGUAUGACUUCGCUACAUGCAUGGCUCGUGUAGAAAUUUUAUGCGUAGUAAAGAAAGAAUAAAAUGCAAAGAAGAAUAUAUUUUCUAAUACAAACUUCACAAAUUAUCCAUAUCCCUACCCAAACUGGGCUCCGCAAAAUUCAUUUCGCGUUGGGCCCCACAGUGGUUAAGUCUGGCCCUGCUAUUUAGUGACGGUGAAUACAGAGUAGAUUACUUGUUCUCUUUCCAUGACUUCUUGGUCACAAUGGUUAAGUCCAGCCCUGUUAUUUAGUGACGGGUGAAUACUACUUGUUCUCCCCCCUCUUUUUUUUUUUCCUCUAAAUCUAAAAUUAUGUGGGGUAACUCUUGUCCGCCUGACUUGCAGAAAUAAGAGAAUGAUCUUUCCAUUACUUGGUGUCCUAACUCUUGAGCCAUGAAUUGAAUUAUAUAUAUAGAUAGAUGCUGUGCUGUUUCUCUUCAGUCUUGAGCAGUAGGAUAGGUUGAUCUAGUUUCAUAUUUUCUGUUCUAUUUCUCUUCCAAUGACUGAAGACUUUGAAUUGUUGUGAUUCUUCUUUACUUGUAAUGUUUCUUUUCCACUUGUUAUUGGAAGACUUUAGGAUGUGACAAGAUGUCUUCAUUCACUUAACAAUUAGUUGCCAUUACAUUUAUUGACAUGAAUAGAGAGAGACAAUUAGAUACAGACAUUUAGAUACCUUGAAGAAUACUGAUCUAGUUGUUGCUGUUAUUGAAAAAAUAUCAACAAAAAAUUUUUUGUUGUUGAAAAAUUCAAUUUGUUCCAUCUGAUCAUAUUGACAAUUGUAUAUAUAUUCUUAUAAAUAAAGGAAACUUAGUACCAGA
Messenger RNA from Biomphalaria glabrata, 3732 nucleotides. RefSeq names its product multivesicular body subunit 12B-like. Gene Ontology annotation, biological process: viral budding; regulation of epidermal growth factor receptor signaling pathway; virus maturation. Gene Ontology annotation, cellular component: late endosome; ESCRT I complex. The transcript is spliced from 10 exons. The coding region runs from base 219 to 1052 and encodes 277 amino acids. NCBI's taxonomy places the organism in Eukaryota, Metazoa, Mollusca, Gastropoda, Planorbidae. The record is from RefSeq and is a predicted model, not a curated record.